AUGAUUUUUCUUUGCAAACAAGAACUUAUUAAACGAAACAAAAAUUUCUAUGGACGUAGUUAUUUAUUUAUUUUUUCUAAGAGACCGUUUCUUGUUUCUUCACAUGGACCUCCAGGAUUUCAUCCACGAUUACAAUCAUCAUCAUCAUCAUCACCAACAUUAAAACGAACAAUUAAUGGUCCAUUAUCUGUUAGUAAUUCACCAAAUACAUCUAUUAAUACAAAUAUGAACGUUUCAACAUCACCAUCAUUAAUGCGAUCAAGUAAUUCAAUGGGAACUUUGAAAUCAACAAAUGUUAGUAUAAAUCCAAUGGAUAAAUCAAAUACAAUGCCUUAUUCAUCUCGUUAUACACGUAAAGCUUGGCCUAUGUCACGUAGUAUUCAUGAUAAAAAUAUUCGCGGAUAUGAUGAACAUGAACUUCCAUAUAAUCGUUCAAGUCAUAGUGUUCCAUCUUCUGAUAAUAUUAAUAAUUCAUCAUUUACAAUUGAACCAUCAAUAGAUGAUGAUGAAGCUGAUGAUAUAAUGUUUUCAUCACGUCAUAUGGCUGCUGCACGUUUUCAACGUAAUCAACGUUUAUUAUAUGAAAUAUUUAAUGAAAUAUGUAUACCAGAUUUACGUUCAAAUAUAAAUAUUGAUCGUAUAUUAACAUUACGUCGACAAGUUGAUGCAUUGAAAACACAUCGUGAAACAUUUGAAAAAGAUUUAAAUGAAUUAGAAGAAAAACAUGCAGAAAAAAAACGAAAAUUUUUCGACUCAAAUGAAAAAUUUUAUCAUGAAUAUAAUCAAACAUUAUCAACAAAUUUAACUCAAGAAAAAAUUAAUGAAAUUUUACAAAAAUGUGAAACAAUAGAAAAAUUACAAAAAGAAAAACAAUUACUUUUACAACAACAGCAACAACAACAAGUUGUUGCUACACCACCACCACCACCACUACCAUUACCCGCAACAACAGUAUCUCAACCAAUAGUACCUUCAGUAACGAAAACUGAACCUGCACCUAUUGUUGAAAUUCCACAGCAACAAACACCAUUACCUCCUGUUCAAGCUCAAUUACCACCUUCCCAACCUGUUCCACCGUUGUUACCAUCUACUCAACCUAUACCAUCAUCAUUACCAACUCUUCAAUCUAUACCAAAUCAAUUACCGUCAUCUCAACCUUUACCUAGUCAAUUACCAUCAUCACAACCUAUUCAAUCUCAAAUGCCACCUUCUCAACCUCAAUUACCACCACCACCACCACCACCCCCACCACAUCCUGUAAUGCCACCAAUUCAACCACCAACAACUACACCUCAAGGUUAUCCAAUGAUGCAUCCAGCAAGUGGUUAUCCACCAGUUCCUGGUUAUGUUCAUUCUCAACAGUCUCAAUAUCGACCAGCAAUGACUCAACGAUCAGCACAAUAUCCAUCUAAUGUUCAAUGGCAACAACAACAACAAUGGCAAACAAAUGCAUACGAUUCUCGUUAUUACAAUCCAUAUCCACCUAAUGUUCAAUGGCAACAACAACAACAACAACAACAACAAUGGCCACCUCAACAACAGCCAUCACAAAUGCGUAUUCCUCCUCAUCAACAACAACAACCGCCAAUGUAUGCUAAUGGUGUUCAUUAUGGAUAUGGUAGUACAAAUGCCGCAUGGAAUCCUAAUACACAUCCACCACAACAAUAUGGUUAUUCACAAAAUCCAUCUUAUGAUCCUACACUUGUAUCAGUAUCACAACAGCAACAAUAUUAUCCACCACCACCACAGAUGCAUAAUCCUCCACAAGGUUAUGAUUAUGGUCCACCACCUCCUCAAUAA
Messenger RNA from Rotaria sordida, 1800 nucleotides. The record is from the annotation of a GenBank genome assembly. Lineage: Eukaryota; Metazoa; Rotifera; Eurotatoria; Philodinida; Philodinidae.